Messenger RNA from Alexandromys fortis (reed vole), 7009 nucleotides. It is a transcript of the gene Plch1, whose product is annotated as phospholipase C eta 1. The coding region runs from base 711 to 5774 and encodes 1687 amino acids. The transcript has 23 exons. Gene Ontology annotation, biological process: phosphatidylinositol-mediated signaling; release of sequestered calcium ion into cytosol; lipid metabolic process. The record is from RefSeq and is a predicted model, not a curated record. Gene Ontology annotation, molecular function: phosphatidylinositol-4,5-bisphosphate phospholipase C activity; calcium ion binding. NCBI's taxonomy places the organism in Eukaryota, Metazoa, Chordata, Mammalia, Rodentia, Cricetidae.
CAGUGCGUCCCUCCUCCCGCCCUCCAACCGUCUGUCAAAGAGGACUAUCGUUGAUCCAGGCCGCUUCCAAUCUCUGGCCCUCCUCGUUUAUUGCUUUCUAAGCAGAUUCACGCGUGACAAAAAAGACUUCUGUUUACGUUGUCACUAGGUCUACACAACCCUUGCCAACCCUAUGCUGCCAUGCCAGCGCUCCUGACUUUCUUACUGGAGAAAAGUUGCUUUGAAAGGUGCGUGAGGAGCCGCGUCCUCAGUUCCUCCUUCCUCAGUCAGGCUUUGAACUAACUAACAAUAGGGCAGGUUGAAUGAAGAUUGAUAAAUGCAAAUCCUGGAAUUCCGAAGCCGGACCGCAUCGCACCACGCUGGUUCCUCUCCGCUGUUGGGGCGGUCAUCUGUCGUUAUCUUUUGAACACUUGCUGGGUGCAAACGUCCUUCUGCCACCGGUGUGCUCUUUGACCGCGCAUUAGCUUCUCCAGCCCGCUAGCGGAGCGGUUGAGCCGAGGAUUAACUGACUUGUUAAUUAAUGCCAAAAAGGGGCAUUUGGAAGAGACUAGGAGAUAACAAAAUAAGCUCCAGCCCACGCUCCCCGUUCCUCAAUUUGACUUGUAGUUUACUCAAAAUGGAUCUCCGUGACUUACCUCUGUUAACAGAUGCUACAUUUAUUGGAAAAAGGGGCAAUUUGGCUUUGAUGCUGUGCCAGAAACCGUACAACAAUGAGCUACUGGAAUGUCGAGAAGAGGGGCUGUGUGCAGUACCACAGGCAUUUUCUGGCGGACAACAGUGUGUUUCAUGUUGAAAGAUGCAUGAGUGUAAUGCAGUCUGGGACACAGAUGAUCAAGCUGAAGCGUGGCUCCAAGGGCCUCGUUCGCCUCUUCUACCUGGAUGAGCACCGGACCCGCCUCCGAUGGCGCCCCUCUCGGAAGAGUGAGAAGGCAAAAAUACUGAUUGAUUCCAUCUACAAAGUCACGGAGGGCAGGCAGUCUGAAAUCUUCCACAGACAGGCCGAGGGGAACUUCGAUCCCAGCUGCUGCUUCACCAUCUACCAUGGCAACCACAUGGAGUCCCUGGACCUCAUUACCUCCAACCCAGAGGAGGCACGCACCUGGAUCACAGGCCUUAAGUAUCUGAUGGCUGGCAUCAGUGAUGAGGACUCCCUUGCCAAGAGGCAGAGGACCCACGACCAGUGGGUGAAGCAGACCUUUGAGGAGGCUGAUAAGAAUGGCGACGGCUUAUUGAACAUCGAAGAGAUUCACCAGCUGAUGCAUAAACUAAACGUCAAUCUGCCCCGGAGAAAAGUCAGACAGAUGUUUCAGGAAGCUGACACAGAUGAGAAUCAGGGAACCCUGACAUUCGAAGAAUUCUGCGUGUUUUACAAAAUGAUGUCUUUGAGGAGAGACCUUUAUUUGCUGCUCUUGAGCUACAGCGACAAAAAGGAGCACCUGACAGUGGAGGAGCUGGCUCAGUUUCUGAAGGUGGAGCAAAAGAUGAGUAACGUGACAGUGGACUAUUGUCUUGACAUCAUAAAGAAAUUUGAAGUUUCUGAAGAAAACAAAGUGAAAAAUGUCCUCGGUAUUGAAGGCUUCACCAACUUCAUGCGUAGUCCUGCUUGUGACGUGUUUAACCCUUUGCACCACGAAGUGUACCAGGACAUGGACCAGCCCCUCUGCAACUACUACAUUGCUUCGUCUCACAACACAUACCUGACGGGGGACCAGCUCCUUUCUCAGUCCAAGGUGGAUAUGUACGCACGGGUACUACAAGAGGGCUGUCGGUGUGUGGAAGUUGACUGUUGGGAUGGCCCAGAUGGAGAGCCAGUGGUCCACCAUGGUUAUACUCUCACUUCCAAAAUUCUCUUCAGAGAUGUGGUGGAGACCAUCAACAAGCAUGCCUUCGUGAAAAACGAGUUUCCGGUUAUUCUGUCUAUUGAGAACCACUGCAGUAUUCAGCAGCAGAGGAAGAUUGCUCAGUACCUGAAAGGAAUAUUCCAGGACAAGCUGGACCUGUCAUCUGUAGACACAGGAGAGGCCAGGCAGCUUCCAAGCCCUCAGAGUCUGAAAGGCAAAAUCCUAGUGAAGGGCAAGAAGUUGCCAUAUCACCUUGGGGAUGAUGCGGAGGAAGGAGAAGUGUCUGACGAGGACAGCGCGGACGAGAUUGAAGACGAGUGCAAGUUCAAGCUACAUUACAGUAAUGGGACCACUGAGCACCAGGUAGAAUCUUUCAUACGGAAAAAGCUGGAAUCAUUGUUGAGGGAGUCUCAAAUUCGAGACAAAGAAGAUCCUGACAGUUUCACAGUGAGGGCUCUACUCAAGGCCACACAUGAAGGCUUAAACACCCACCUGAAGCAGAACCUGGACGUGAAGGAAAGUGGAAAGAAGUCCCAUGGGCGAUCGCUGAUGAGCAACUUCGGGAAACACAAGCAGAAAACUACAAAGUCACGUUCUAAAUCCUAUAGUACCGACGACGACGAGGAAGACAUAUUUCAGAAUCCUGGCAAGGAGGGAGGCCAGCUGUACAGGCUGGGCCGCCGAAGGAGGACCAUGAAACUCUGCAGAGAGCUCUCGGACUUGGUGGUGUACACAAACUCCGUGGCAGCCCAGGAUAUUGUGGAUGACGGAACCACAGGGAAUGUGUUGUCCUUCAGUGAAACAAGAGCACAUCAAGUGGUCCAGCAGAAGUCGGAGCAAUUCAUGAUCUACAACCAAAAACAACUCACAAGGAUUUACCCCUCUGCCUACCGCAUCGACUCCAGUAACUUCAACCCUCUGCCCUAUUGGAAUGCAGGCUGUCAGCUAGUGGCUCUGAACUACCAGUCUGAAGGACGAAUGAUGCAGUUAAAUCGGGCAAAAUUCAAGGCAAACGGCAACUGUGGCUACAUUCUCAAGCCUCAGCAAAUGUGCAAAGGUACUUUCAACCCUUUCUCUGGUGAUCCACUUCCUGCCAACCCCAAAAAACAGCUUAUCCUGAAAGUGAUCAGCGGGCAACAACUUCCCAAACCUCCUGAUUCCAUGUUCGGAGACCGAGGCGAGAUCAUUGACCCCUUCGUCGAAGUGGAAAUUAUCGGGCUGCCCGUAGACUGUUGCAAGGACCAGACUCGUGUGGUGGAUGACAAUGGAUUUAACCCUGUGUGGGAAGAAACCCUCACAUUUACAGUCCACAUGCCAGAAAUAGCUUUAGUCCGGUUCCUGGUGUGGGAUCAUGAUCCUAUUGGAAGAGACUUCGUGGGCCAAAGGACCGUGACCUUCAGCAGCCUGGUACCUGGCUACCGGCACGUCUACCUGGAAGGACUCACGGAAGCAUCCAUUUUUGUUCACAUAACGAUCAAUGAGAUCUUUGGAAAGAAUAGACAGCUCCAAGGUCUGAAGGGACUGUUCAAUAAGAAUCCCAGGCACGGAUCUUCAGAAAACAACAACUCCCAUUAUAUUCGAAAGCGAUCGAUUGGCGAUAGAAUUUUGCGACGUACAGCCAGUGCUCCAGCCAAAGGCAGGAAGAAAAGCAAAGUGGGCUUCCAAGAAAUGGUUGAGAUCAAAGAUUCUGUCUCUGAGGCCACAAGAGAUCAAGACGGCGUCCUUAGGAGGACCACACGGAGCCUGCAAGUACGCCCUGUCUCCAUGCCUGUUGACAAGAGUCUUCUGGGGGCUUUGUCGCUGCCUAUAUGCGAAGCAGCAAAAGACACAGAUGGAAAAGAAAACUCUCCAGCAGAGGACGAGGAUGGAAGAAAGCAGCGAGAGGCAACUAUAAAAGACCCACAGUUUUCCAAUUUCAACAAAACAUUAUCCUUCUCCUCCAGUGCCCUUCUUCACAAAGAUGCCAACAGAGGUGAUUGCCCUAUUUCAAGUUCUAGUGUAUCAAUGCCAGAACAGUGUGGAGGACCAGGUCCAAAGGGUGGGAGAACCAAGCCAGAUGUGACAAAUGAUUGCCAGGAAAACCAGUGCCCCCCCAAAUUCCUCUCUCCGAGGCAGCAUUUGGCACUCGAUCCUGCAAAGAAGGGACCACAAGAUCUCCCUGGGGUGAAAGCCACUGAAAAGCGGCGUACUGGGGGCUUAGGGGAAGGGAAAAGCAUGUUGUUGGAGAGUGUUCUUUCUCCAAGUACCCGGGAGAUGGAGAACAUGGAAGGGAGCAGGACCACAGGACGAGCUGCAGCGUCCUUCUCUCUGUCCGACGUCUCUGUGCUCUGUUCUGACGUCCCGGAUUUGCACUCAACACCCAUCCAUCAGGACACUGAGAUUUCCAAUCUCAUUGAUGAUGUUACUUUAACAAAUGAGAAUGAGCCGGGCAGUUCGAUCUCAGCGCUGAUUGGCCAGUUUGAAGAGAGCCAGCCUCGGGCUAACGUUGCUGUGGUUUCUCACCUCCUCGGUACCGAUGUGACCACAGGAGGUGCUCCUUUGCCUAUGACAUUGGGCCUACAAACGCCCUCCAAGCGUGUUUUUUCCCAGGGGAAACCCAAGGCCUCCUCGUACUCAUCUCCUGAGCUGAUCAAGCUCUGUAGUGCUGAGACUACCAAGCCUGCAAAUAACACACUUGUUUGUGAAAUGACUGGCUUGCCCAUCUCUAAGUCCAAACCAGGUACAGACCCUUCUGAUAAAACCAAGACAAGGGUCAUGGAAGGUAACUUGCCUGGGACUCAUGAUGCUUCUCCUGGCCAGUUUCCCAAAAGCCACACUCAUGGAAAGGACCAGAGACGAGUCAUGAAUAGCCCUGAUCUUUCCACUGAGUUGGCCCUGGAAGAUCUAAUUGCAGACCCUGCUCUUGGUAUACAUUCUGAAGAAAGCAGCCUUGUAGAAAUCGAUGGAGAAUCCGAAAACCUGUCUCGAACGACCUGUGACUACAGGGGAGAGGGUCUAAGUCAAAUCGUUUCUCCACUGAAACUGAGGCACAGCCAAGAGAUGGUGGAACACGUCCCGAGAGGCUUGAGGAAUGUUUACUGUAAAGAGGCGCCCCUCCCUUCUGCCCCUGAAAUAUUCAACAAUAUUCAAGGUGUCAAAAAUCAAAGUAUUUCUUGUCUAACCUAUCAGGGUGCUGGCUUUGUGUAUAACCAUUUCUCAAGUUCAGAUGCAAAAACGAACCAAAUCUGUGGGCCCCAGCAGCCUAGGGCUACAGAUAUGCAUGCCUCCCCACUGACGCCGUCAGCACAUGCUCCUUUGGUUGCUUUGAAACUGCCAAGUCCUUGCAAAUCCAAAAGUCUGGGGGACUUAACAUCAGAGGACAUUGCCUGCAAUUUUGAAAGCAAAUACCAAUGUAUUAGUAGGAGUUUUGUGACAAACAGCAUUAGGGACAAGAGUGUGGCUAUGAAGACAAAGUCAUUAGAGCCUUUAGAUGCCCUAACAGAACAGCUCCGAAAGCUGGUGUCCUUUGACCAAGAAGACAGCUGUCAAGUGCUGUACUCAAAGCAGGAUGUCAGUCAGUAUCCCAGGGCGUUAGUCAGAAAGCUGUCCUCGAGAAGUCAGAGCAGGGUACGUAACAUUGCCAGUCGUGCCAAGGAGAAGCAGGAAGCGGGCAAGCAGAAAGCCACGACCCACAGCACCAGAGGAGGAGUGGUCCUUCGAAGUAAACCUUCGGCUCCCGCUCUGGCUGUGAACCGACACUCCACGGGCUCAUACAUUGCAAGCUACCUGAGGAACAUGAAAGCUGGUGGCCUGGAGGGCCGAGGCAUCCCAGAGGGAGCAUGCACGGCCCUUCGGUAUGGCUACGUGGACCAGUUUUGUUCAGAUAACUCAGUUCUGCAGACCGAGCCAAGCAGUGAUGAUAAACCAGAAAUUUAUUUUCUUUUGAGGCUGUGAGCUAUACAAAGCUGCAUUUUCAUUGUUUACGCAAUAUUCUAUAGGAUGUUAGAGUUUUUCCAUUGUCAGUGACUAUGAUGCUUGGCUUUGAGAUGAUUUUCAAAUGUAUUUUGGAACUUGUAUUUUGGUCUCCCUUUGACUUCACGCGUUCUCUCACUUCGUGCGUUUGUAUAUAGAUCUGUGACAUUUCCCAGGAACCUAUGAUCUCUUUCCCCCAAGGUGUUGUAACUUGUGUCAGUAUGAGACGUGUGCAUGCCCUCGAUGUGAAACUUCUCAGCAGUUUGGGCCACAGUGUGUGCAUGUUGCACAAAAAUGCUCUUUCCCGUGUCUUGGGUCAUAGUCCCAGAGGCUAUCACUUUUACUCACUGAGUGUUGAGCUCGUUAAGAGCAGACUUUUCCAAAGAUAAAGGAAUGGAUUCUUUAUUUGAAAUGAACUUCUCCUUCUGAAUCGAAAGACCCAGAUUCAGUUUUAUAGCUCAGUGUUUAAAAUAGUUACCUUGUCCUUCAUGAUUUCCUCACCCCACCCAAAGUGGGAAUUCCAUGAAAAUGGACAGUGUCUCUCCCAGUCCCCAAAUCCCUUUUAGAAGAGACUGUAAGGAAGAAAGUGAACUUCUGUAUAUAAGGAGAAAAUAGGUUUUUUUGCAUAAAUAUUGUUACAUAUUUUUGCUAAUGGCUUUGUAUGUAACAAGAAUCCAGUUGCCAAGCUCUCUGUCAUACUUAUGAAGUAUGUUUUGAAGUGUCUGUGAUGUGAUAGAUUGAGAAUAAUGACUUUCAGGAUGAGGGACUUUCAGCCAGGCAUGGUGGUUCACGUCUUUAAUCCCAGGACAGGGAGACGGAUCUCUGAGUUUGAGGCCAACCUUGAUCUACAUGGCAAGGCUCAGAUAUAGCAGAUCUACAUAGUAAGACCUUAAGAAAGUUGAGAGAGAGAGAGAAAGAGAGAGAGAGAGAGAGACUUACAUUAGACUUAGAACUCAGAGUAGUGCAAACAGAAAACUUCCCCCAAGAUUUCAAGAAAAAAAAAAGGUAUUUUCUCAUAAUCCAAGUGAAUAGAUGAUUAAAAGAAACCUUUUCCCUUUAGGGAACCAAGUAACUAUAUUUUAGUACUGACAUAUAUUAUUUUCAUUGUGAAUCCAUUUUUUAUUGCAUGUUCAGGUGUCAUUUGCUUUUUGUACCAUGAAUUACAAUGAUGUUCUUCCUGGACUUCAUAAAAUAUAAUUAAAACAGAUUUUUGAACA